Molecule: messenger RNA, 2972 nt
Organism: Scophthalmus maximus (turbot)
Lineage: Eukaryota; Metazoa; Chordata; Actinopteri; Pleuronectiformes; Scophthalmidae
Exons: 1
Coding region: 1-864 (287 amino acids)
Source: RefSeq, a predicted model, not a curated record
AUGGUCUGUUCGCAAGCAGCUCCAAAGGUCCCUGGGGUUCGCCAACUUUUAUCCAUGGCUACAGCACUGUGGCCGCACCCCUCACGGCACUCACCUCCUCCAAAGUUCCUUUCCGGUGGUCUGCCAGGUCCGACGAAGCUUUUCAGACGCUCAAGACAUCGGCCCCCAUCCACCAAGUUCCGGACUCAGAGAGACAGUUCGUGGUGGAGGUGGACGCCUUCGACGUGGGGGUGGGAGGUGUUUUGUCCCAGCGGGCUGCCGGGGAACUGGAAGCUCCAUCCAUGCGCCUUCUUCUCCCGACGCCUGACCCCUGCUGAGAGGAAUUAUGAUAUUGGCAACCGAGAACUGUUGGCAGUUAAGUUGGCGUUGGAGGAAUGGCGUCACUGGCUGGAGGGAACCAAGCAGCCUUUCUUGGUUUGGACUGAUCACAAGAACCUUGAAUACCUCCAGUCAGCCAAGAGGCUCAACUCUCGUCAGGCCCGCUGGUCUCUCUUCCUCACCCGCUUCAACUUCUCCCUCUCCUACCGACCCGGGUUCCACAAUGUGAAGCCUGAUGCUCUCUCUCGGCAGUUCUUGGAGAAGGAGGAGCCUGACUCCCCAAGACCAUCCUCCCGUCCUCGCACCUGGUUGCCUCCCUCACCUGGGAAGAGGAGGAGAAGGUCAAGGCGGCCUUGGAGAACCAGUCGGGACCCAGCGCAUGUCUUCCUGAUCGCCUGUAUGUGGUUUCUGCCCUGCUUUCCGACGUCCUUCAGUGGGCCCACAGCUCUCGACUCACCUGUCAUCUCGACAUCCAGCGGACCAAGGAGAUGGUUCUACAGAGGUUCUGGCGGGCAUCGCUGGAGGAGGAAACUCGGGAGUUUGUGAACGCCUGUCCCGUCUGCAACCAGCACAAGGUCUCACACCAAGCUCCUGCGGGUCAUCUGCUUCCACUGCCUGUACCCCAUCGACCCUGUUCCCACAUCUCCCUGGACUUCGUUACCAGCCUGCCCCCAUCUAGUGGUCACACCACAAUCCUGACCGUGGUCGAUACAUUCAGAAAGGCCACCGCGAUGCCUGUCGUCCGGAUUCCAUCCCCAGUCCAACGGCCAAACUGAAAGGAAGAAUCAGGAGAUGGAGACGGCGCUGCGGUGUAUGGUGUCCAAACACCCCUCCUCCUGGUCCCAGCAGCUGUUAUGGGUGGAGUACGCCCACAACACCCUGACAAGCUCGGCCACGGGGCUGUCCCCUUUCCAGUGUGCCUACGGGUACCAGCCUCCUCUGUUCCCGGCGCUGGAGAAAGAGGUUUCCUGCCCAUCCGUCCAGGCCUUAAUUUGUCGCUGCCGCAGGACAUGGACCCAAGCCAGGGCGGCUCUUCUCCGCCCUGUGGAUCGUUACGCCACGGCUGCCAACCGUCACCGCACCCAGGCCCCCACCUACCUCGAGGGCCAGAAGGUGUGGCUGUCGACCCGGGACCUUCCCUUGAGGGUGGAGUCAAAGAAGUUGGCACCCAAGUUCAUCGGUCCCUUUGAGAUCCAGAAGGUCAUCAACCCAGGGGCGGUGAGGCUCAAGUUGCCUCUUUCCAUGCGGGUCCAUCCUACGUUCCAGUCCCUCCUCCUGCACCCCCUUGUCUCAUCGACGGAGGUCCCGCCUUUAUGGUGCACCGCCUCCUGCGCUGUCGCGGAAGGGGUCUCCAAUACCUAGUCGAUUGGGAGGGUUACGGUCCAGAGGAAAGGUCCUGGGUCCCUGUUCGGCACGUCCUGGAUGCCCACCUCAUCAGGGAGUUUCACCGGCGUCAUGCCGACCAGCCGUCCAAGUCCGCCACUCCCAGAGGGGACGCUGCCCUUGAGACUCUGUCCCCUAUUCCGUCUGAGGCACCCAGCGACGGCAAGACAGAGGAGGAACCCCCCGAAGAUGAAGACACUGAGCUACCCUCGGAUGCUACAGAGGAGGAGUCAGACAUGGAGGUUUCAGACGAAUAUUAGCCCUCUUCCGGUCCCCCUCCUCCCACCUGAUUCUGCGUAGGAUUGGGGUUUUUGUUUUGGGGACAUCAGGAGCCUUCCCUUGAGGGGGGGGCGGGGGUUCUGUCACAGUCUGCCCUCUUCCUUAAUGUUUUUUUUUUACAAAAAAAACCCAACUAAAUACUUUUAUGGUCUCAUCACAAUUCAACUUAGGGCAGCAUUUGUUUCCACUUGUUUAAAAAAAAAAAAAAUAAAUGACUAGCUUGUGCGCUGAGUAUAUAUUUUCCUGUCAGCUUCUCACAAGUAUGUUUAACGCUCAUUGUGUUGAUCCGUUCUUUCGUAUUUUACACCUGACAGACGUCGGCAAGGCCUCGGUGAGUCACUUCGAACGCAUCAUUGGUAGUUCACACAUAUCGAGCGAGUGCUGAUUUGUGAGCCCCGAGUCUUUAUGUCUUUAAGACGAUCCUGAAGCACAGUAGUUUGUUGAUAUUUGACCCAAACUGGCAGGCUAACACUCUAAACAAGGUGUAAACCAAGAUAUUUCUUUCAGGCGCCAUAUUGAUUAUUAGUAAUUAAGGCAACCAAUAACUGAUAUUUGGAUCUGAUACAUUUGCUAUAAAAAUUUUAAUCUUGUGUCAAACUCAAAGAAUAACACAAAUAUAUAUAUGCAAUUAUCAGUUGUAUGCAGUGGCUACAAAGUGCCUGACUGGAACUUUUCGGUUGCUUUCUGUGCAGUCCCCAUGAAAACAACGUUUAUCCAGUGAAAUACCAAUGAUCGCCCAAAAGAUGUUUUUUGAUGUAAUAGUUCGGUGAUAUACCUUUGUCAUCCGACCCCUUCCCACUUUUGAAACUGUUACAGUGAAUUUUACUCAACAUAUUUUAAUUCACCUCCAUAAUAUUUAUUAGUACAUUCUAAGUAAUCAGACUUGAAUAAUGUUUGAAGUUCCAGUGUAUUGUCUCAUUUCCAGUAGCAUUUGUUUUGCUGCUCUUACUCAACCCUGUCACAGAUAGUUAUACAAUAAAUGGUCCACAUUC